Molecule: messenger RNA, 204 nt
Organism: Saprolegnia parasitica CBS 223.65
Lineage: Eukaryota; Oomycota; Saprolegniomycetes; Saprolegniales; Saprolegniaceae
Exons: 2
Coding region: 1-204 (67 amino acids)
Source: RefSeq, a predicted model, not a curated record
AUGUCCGUGAUCUGCAUUGGGCCCGUGUGCAUCCCGAUCUACUCGCUGCUGCCGUUCUUGCUGCUCUUCCUGCAGCGGUGCUGGGGCUGGCUCACCGGGAAGGCCAAGGUCGAGGACGAAGCUCCCGCGACCGACGGCGCCGGCGCGACCGCGGCCGAUGGCUCAUCCACGCUGCGUCAGCGCAAGGCGGGCCGUCCAACGUGA